AUGCCUAUUCGUCUAACCACCCGCCGGGUAUCCACCAUUCUCAAACCCUCCCUCUACAACGUCCGUCUCUACAGCACUCCCACAUCGACAAUAAAAGUUACACGAGUACCCGCACCACACGCUGGCAAUAUACGCAUUCUAUCACUCAACCGUCCUUCGGCUAGGAAUGCGAUUUCCAAACAGCUUCUGUCAGAACUCCGUCAGCAAGUCGAGGAGAUCAGCAAUGAACCUGAGGAUGGUCCUACAAGAGCCUUGAUCCUGGCUUCCGAGUCCGAUCAAGCAUUCUGCGCUGGCGCAGAUUUGAAGGAGAGAUUGACCAUGAGUGGAGACGAGUACGUCCUCUACUCUACUGUCUCCAAGAUCCAAGUGCUAACCAAGAAUCUAGAANCAAAACACUUCCUCGCCCUCCUCCGUGAUACUUUUACCCGCCUCUCCCUCCUCCCCAUUCCCACAAUCUCAGCAGUCUCCUCAGUCGCAUUCGGUGGUGGUCUAGAACUAGCCCUCACAACCACCUUCCGCGUCUUCGGCUCCACAUCCACCGUCGCUCUGCCAGAAACAAGACUAGCCAUCAUCCCCGGCGCAGGAGGAACCUUCCGUCUCCCAUCUUUGAUCGGCACGGCAAGAGCCAGAGACAUGAUCUUGACAGGCAGAAGAGUGACAGCAGCCGAAGCAUACUUCCUGGGUCUCUGCGAUCGGUUGGUGGAAGUGGACGAGGUGCAGGGAGACAAGGCAAAAGAAAGGGAUUUGGUGCUUACACAGGCUGUGGCUUUGGCGAGAGAUGUUUGUGAGGGUGGGCCUGUGGCCACAAGAGCUGCGCUGCAGGCAGUGAAUAGCUGGGGUGCUGGUGAGGAGGCUGAGAACCUCGCUUACGAGCGUGUCUUGGUUACUCAGGACAGGAUUGAGGCUCUCAAGGCCUUUGGCGAGAAGAGACCGCCUGUCUUCAAGGGAAAAUAG
Messenger RNA from Aureobasidium musti, 954 nucleotides. The record is from the annotation of a GenBank genome assembly. NCBI's taxonomy places the organism in Eukaryota, Fungi, Ascomycota, Dothideomycetes, Dothideales, Saccotheciaceae.